AUGGACCCAACAGCCACCCUUCUUUAUUUGGAUUACUAUGAAGCUGCAAGCACCGAUCAUCCCGUCAUGGGGACUCUCUCCCACCUUUCCUACACGUCUGUCUUCCUCCCUAUCUUUUACACAGUCGUGUUCCUGACUGGAGUACUGGGGAAUUUCAUCCUCAUGGUUGCACUGCAUUUCAAACACGGCAACCGAAGAUUAAUCGACAUCUUCAUCAUCAACCUGGCUGCUUCUGACUUCAUUUUCCUUGUUACACUGCCGCUUUGGGUGGAUAAGGAAGCCUCUCUGGGGCUGUGGAGGACUGGCUCCUUCCUGUGCAAAGGCAGCUCCUAUGUGAUCUCGGUGAACAUGCACUGUAAUGUCUUCUUGCUCACCUGCAUGAGCAUGGACCGCUACCUGGCCAUCAUGUGCCCAGCCUUAGCCAGAAGACUGAGAAGGAGAAACUGCGCAUAUGCAGUCUGCACCAGUGUCUGGAUCAUCUCAUGCCUCCUGGGACUGCCCACGCUUCUGUCCAGGGAGCUCACUCAAGUGGAUGGGAAGCUGUACUGUGCAGAGAAGGAACCCACUCUGCUAAAACUGAUGUGGGGUCUGGUGGCCUUAAUUGUCACCUUUUUCGUCCCCCUACUGAGCAUUCUGACCUGCUACUGUUGUAUCACGAGGAGGCUGUGCGCUCAUUACCAGCAGUCGGGAAAACACAGCAAAAAGCUGAGGAAGUCCAUAAAGAUCAUCAUUAUUGUUGUGACGGCCUUCAUCUUCUCCUGGUUGCCCUUCAAUACUUUCAAGCUCCUGGCCAUUGUCUCGAGGUUGCAGCCAGAACACCAGUUUUCCCUGGAGUCUUUUCAGAUGGCUAUGGAGGUGUGUGGGCCCUUGGCCUUUGCCAACAGCUGUGUCAACCCUUUCAUUUACUAUGUCUUUGACAGCUAUAUCCGUCGGGCCAUUGUACAUCGUCUGUGCCCUUGUCUGAAGAACAAUGACUUUGGGAGCAGCUCUGAGACAUCAGACAGUCACCUUUCCAAGGCCCUUUCCAACUUCAUCCAUGCUGAGGAUUUUGUCAAGCGGAGGAAGAGAUCUGUGUCACUCUGAAGAAACCUGGGACAUUUCAGGCUCUAUGGACACUCUUAGGAAGCUGGGUUUUGUCAGCAGUGGAGAAAGAGAAAAGCAUUAAAGUUGAAAUUUAUAUUGCUUCAUAAAUCCAAGAAAGUGUUGAUUUUUUAAAGGUGCCCCUGAAGAGCUCCUGUGUUGUGGAUAUAACUAGGCCAUAUGCUACAUUUUCAACUAACUGGUCUUACUUGGCAAUUAAGCCAGCCAGGCAAAUUACAAACUCCAUUGUCCUUGAACUCUUAGGCUGAUUUCUUCCUGUGUGUCAGUGCACCUUCAGGCCUUUCAAGACCAUCCACCCCCACUGUUCAUACCGGGCUAUGUUUGGAAGAGACACGUUCAUCUGGUAAGAAAUGGAGUAGGACGCACGAUAACAAAAAAAAGUAUAGUUGCAAUCUGUACCUCACAGUCCCUGAGUUACUGAGAUGAACUCUGG
Alexandromys fortis (reed vole) is the source of this 1534-nucleotide messenger RNA. RefSeq names its product G protein-coupled receptor 15 (gene Gpr15). Bases 1 to 1083 code for a protein of 360 amino acids. Gene Ontology annotation, molecular function: C-C chemokine binding; C-C chemokine receptor activity. Lineage: Eukaryota; Metazoa; Chordata; Mammalia; Rodentia; Cricetidae. Gene Ontology annotation, cellular component: membrane; external side of plasma membrane. Gene Ontology annotation, biological process: G protein-coupled receptor signaling pathway; immune response; positive regulation of cytosolic calcium ion concentration. The record is from RefSeq and is a predicted model, not a curated record. The transcript has a single exon.